Prorocentrum cordatum is the source of this 1696-nucleotide messenger RNA. The record is from the annotation of a GenBank genome assembly. Lineage: Eukaryota; Dinophyceae; Prorocentrales; Prorocentraceae.
GCCCAGCAGCUUCGCUCCUCGCACUGGACUGGCAGAGAGGACCCCUUUCCCCUCCGACUUCUGGUGGCGGUGGUGGGCAACGGUCCUCCUCCUCCCCUGCCGCGGGAUGGCCCUCGCCCGCGCCGCGGCCCUGCUCGCGCUGCUGCACGUGGCGCGCGCAAGCAGCGGCGAGGCGUCGACGAGCCCUGCCUCGCCCGCUCCGGCGGGCGGCGGCGGCUUCCUGGCUCCGAGGGCGCCCGCCGAGGGCGAGCUGGCCGCCAACGGGUCCGAGGAGUCCUACGGGUCCGAGGAGUCCUACGGGUCCGAGGAGGUCUACGGGUCCGAGGUGGAGGAGAACACGAUCAUCAACGGGCACCCGUCGCAGCCGGGGUGUUACUUCCGCCAGCCCUCCAGGUGCCCUGCAAGGCCGAUGCGGACAUCAACGUGGAGGCACGACGCAUGGGCCGAGGAGCACGGGGUCGACGAGGCGGGGUGCGAGGACCGGAAGGGCUACUGGGACAGAUACUGCGGGGCCGAGGACACGCAGGUGGUGCACAUCAGGGGUGGGCUCGCCUACGAGCCCGGCCCCCAGGGGCCCAGCACCAGCUCCGACAACGACAUCGUCAACGGGACCCCAUCGGAGGCCGCCGGCGCGGGCGCCGCGGCGGGGGGCGCGGCGCAGCCCGCAUCGCACGCGCCGCGCGAGGAGAAUGCCUCCGAGCAGGUGUGGGAGCCCGGCCGCCCCCGCGUCGAGCAGCAGGCUGAGCUUGGGCUUGCCCGGGCGCCGCAGUCGACGUGGCAGUGGCAGAACCAGCAGUGCCUUCGGUGCGAGCUCUGCGAGUGGCGGUGCCUGGGGGCACACUCGUCGUGGGAGCACCAGCGGUGCCUGCGGAGCUGCCAGUGGCAGCCAGAGUGCCGAGACUGCCGGCACGGAACGACCGGGUACCAUGGCGGCGCGCCGGGGUGGGGCCCCCUGGCCCGGCCGGCGUCCCCCGGGGUCGGCGCCGCCGAGCUCGCUCUCGACGGCAACAUCGAGCCUCCCGACAACAUCUCGGCUGACGACAUCUCGGUGGAGAUGCCUGCCGGCCUCUUGCCCUGAGGAGGGUGACGAGUGUGUGAGUGCCCGACCGGUGCUCCCGUCUCCUGCGCCGCGGGCUGGCGCUGCUGCAGCUCGAGGCAGGUGCCCUCCGCGCUCCUGGUGCAGCAGCUCUGCCCCAUCUGCUGCCCGUAGGAGUGGCCAGCGAGCAGGUGCGGGACGUGGUUGUUUUUUGUGGGAUGCGUGGCCGAAAGGUGAACGCGGGAUCACGGUAUCCCGACGUGCGCGCCUUGCCUUCGAAGGAUCAGAGACCGGCACGAGCACAAGCUUUCGGAGAUCCUUUCGAACAAGUUUCUGUUUAUGCGUGUUAUCAUCAUUUUAAUGCGUCUUGCUUUGACACCUGGAGCAGGUGACAUUCUGUGCGCUGCCCAGUACAGUUAUCGAUAGUACAGGUCGCACGAAUUCGAGGGCCGCGAACAGUUUCGAAUCAUCGCGGCCCUCUGCGUCUUUCAGAUGUCCGUGCCUCGAGUUCAAUUGCAACCCGGCAUGAUUCCAUGGCUGCUUGGGCGAUUACAGUGGUGCCCAGGAAGCCGCGGAAGGCUCGCGGGCUCAUCUCGUUGCGCGUUCAUGCUACUCAGCCGAGAGGUAUCAAGCCGAAGUCUGGCGAAACUACACAAACAC